Messenger RNA from Lindgomyces ingoldianus, 249 nucleotides. RefSeq names its product ankyrin. The annotation marks the transcript as partial. The transcript has a single exon. NCBI's taxonomy places the organism in Eukaryota, Fungi, Ascomycota, Dothideomycetes, Pleosporales, Lindgomycetaceae. Gene Ontology annotation, molecular function: protein binding. The record is from RefSeq and is a predicted model, not a curated record.
GCGGUGGUCAAGCUGCUGCUCGACAAGGGCGCCGACCUGGAGUCGAAGGACGGCAAGUACGGUCGGACGCCGCUAUCGUGGGCUGCACUGAACGGGCACGAGGCGGUGGUCAGGCUACUGCUCGACAAGGGCGCCGACCUGGAGUCGAAGCACAAGGAGUACGGUCAGACGCCGCUAUUGUGGACUGCAGAGAGGGGGCACGAGGCGGUGGUCAAGCCGACGAAUCUCCUAGGUAGUCUCCGUAAAUAA